This is a messenger RNA of Babesia bovis T2Bo, 3444 nucleotides long. RefSeq lists its product as uncharacterized. The transcript is spliced from 4 exons. Bases 75 to 3344 code for a protein of 1089 amino acids. The record is from RefSeq and is a predicted model, not a curated record. Lineage: Eukaryota; Apicomplexa; Aconoidasida; Piroplasmida; Babesiidae.
GCUAAAGGCAUCCUGAUGGACAUGUAAUGUGUCGUUAUUAAUGAUGCUAUCAGGGCGCUAAUAGCGUCUGACACAUGGUAGCGUUGUUUGGUAAAACCGUACAGCUAUCAGUUUUAUGCUUCCUGUGGCAACUAUUUGUGUUGGUCAAUCAGAUUUACCCUAGUACUCCAGUUCAUUCAUUGGCAGUAUCACGCUUUGGAGCCUGGGAUUCUUUGGGUGCUAAAACAUAUCGAUUGCAAUGUGGAUCUACAAAGAUAAGGAACUAUGGAUGCUACGAUACACCUCAUAGGAAUGGCACCCUGCCUAAGGCGGCAUAUGCUAUGCCAACGGUCCCGUUAGGACUUUCCAAGCUAAAAUGCGGUGAGAUUGUCAUCGGCGUACCACAAAGGUGGAACGACGAUGGCGGGAUCACUGUUGACAUUGGUGCUGAAACUCCGCUUAUAGUGGACGAAGAGACUCUGGUGUUUCUGGGUGCUAAUGAACGCCGGAGGCUGGAGUCAAUUCUAGUAUCUUUGGGAGCUAAUAAGACCGCGCCACAGAAAUCCCUGGAUGACAUGAUCAAUGACACCAUCACACUCGCUGGGCGCAUCCCCGAGCGCAAGCGUAAGACAAUGAUAACCCCGAAAAUACUGGGUCCUCAAGAUGCAAUUAAGGACAUGGAAUCAACUCAUUUACUGAGUUACGACCUUGGUGUUUGUGGUGAGAUAAAACCACGUUCUGUGGACACUCCUCAUAUAGCUGGUCGCAAACAGCCUCACUGCUGGUUUCGGGAUGAUCAGAUGGAGUUUCUAAUAACUGACAUCGACAUAUAUGGCCACGCCGUCAAGGGUGAGAUAUGGUCCCCUAGCAUAGUUGAGCGGCGUCGACAGGCCUAUAUGGCUUUGGCAGUGGAAUCUGUCAAACCCAGUUCCUCGAUAACAGCCUACAAAGCUCUGAUUAAAGAACGUGAUGGCGAUCUGCUGAGGCUACAGUUUGUAGACGAGCACCUAAGGGGCUUCAAUGUUUUUGCUAUAGCCAACCCCAAGGACAAGGAGAAUGACACCGUUAUGGUUUAUUUAGCAGCCUGCGACCCUGCAUUACAGCAUGUUUACUGCACUCGUAAAAGCGUUAGUAAUGAGCAACUCCGUGCCGAGAGCUUGAAGUUACUGUAUGAUGAAAUCAUAUUCCACUAUGUGAAAACUGGAAAGUGGUUCCGUGCCUGUUAUGAGAUUAAUUUAGACGACUCAUUACAACUACGUAUAGUUGGGAAGAAUGCCAAUGACUACGACCAUUCCGCUUUGAUUUUCCUUCACCAGAUGCCAUAUUUCAGCCCAGAGGGCAUAUUGAAUGAAACAUUCAGGCAGCUCAACGAACCCAAUGACCACUUCAUAUACCACGACAUCAUGAUAAACGUUGGGAAGCUGAACUAUGGUUUUAACUAUGACAACACAAUGUUUGUGCGAAUACAUGAAUUCAAGACACCGUCUCUCUCCAGGAAUAACGUCACAAAAAAGACAUUGAAAUCAGUUAGCUGCAUUGAACUCAGUACCCUCAACAUCUGCAAACCCGAGGGCACUCUACUUGAAGGAUUCAAGAAACUAACCCAGCAGACCCUAGAUGAUUUGAAGGAACUCAGGAUCAAUACUUCAUAUCCGUGUAUGAUCCUUGGUCAGGAUGAUGGUUAUCUAUACCUCGCUGUGAAUUAUACUAGGAAAGACAAUUUCUCUUUAGAGGACCCAUAUCUCGUUGGUAUCAUGCGGAUUAUACCGAAAUCUAAGCUACUCCCACCAGGUUCAUUUGUCCACGGUCGCGUUCUAAACAUAUCCCAGCACCUGGUCAAUAGACAGUAUCUAGAAAACCACUCUGAGGUCGGUGGCCACGACAGCUUCCAGUACACCGCGUUUACAUAUUGGUUAAAUAAAAUAAAUGAAGGCAAACAAGUAUACGGCAUAAGCCGCUUUGAGUUGCAGAAAACAUUGAACCUUGUUUGGAUGGACGGCCUGUGCUUACCUGCUCCGGGAUCACCUCAAUACGAUAAAUUCUUUGCUCUGCAGCCACUAAUGACCGAAGCACAACUCACACAUACAGUGGAUGAAUCACUGACUCCCUUCUGUACUGAGGACUUCAUUAAACCUACUGUUGAAUCCGACGGCCAACCUAUGGCUCCUGAGUCCAUUACAACAGCCUUCCUGAAGGCAAUGAAACGGAAGCAGCGAGAAGCUGAGCAUCACAAGCAGCUACCUAUCGACAUGAAGGAAUUCGGUACAUUUGUGCUUCGAUAUGACGAUGAAGGCGAGGACGCAAUGGCGGCUGCACCUUGCUUCUAUAUCCAUAACAGGGAACUCAGACUCGCCAUGAUAGAGUCGCAACUCACUAGACACGCCUUAAGGAAAUUCAAACGUACAAUCGAAAUGUCACGCAUGAGUACUGAGGGUGAAAUUAAAUCAUUUUUCUAUGAUUCCAAGGGAAGAUCAUUCUACGAGAUCCUCCAGGGAAUCAGAAAUCCUAUGUACCGCCGUAGUCUGAAACCUAAUGACGCAUUCCAAUUUGAGCGGAACAUAAAGCUUCUAUUAUCUGGUAUCCAGGACUUCUAUCUGGAGUCUAUCUAUGACGCAACCGAUAGGGAGCAACUAAUCUUCGCUUCCUUGGUCCCGAGAUCUGGUAAGACGGGUGAUUUUGUGCAGAUGGACGAGCUAUCGGAGUUUGAUCAUUAUUUACGUAACGACUUUGUUAUGGACCCGCAGGCAAAGGAUUCGCUGCGAAGGGUCCUUAGUAUUCUGACACAUCCCAACAACUCAUUAAUGGCUCACAUGAGACAUAGACACCGUACCAUAGAAGAUGAUGUCUUCUAUUCUUAUCGCAAGAUGCUACAUUACGACACCUGGGAGGACUACAAGAUGCCAGAGGAGGAAUUGGAUAAAAUCGAUCCAUUUCACGGUCCCACUUCACCCUUACCUCCGAUAUCCGAGUUGGUCACUGACCCUGAGGACUUGGCCACUCAACUACAUAAACGCGGCUACGGCCCUGCAAAGAGUCUAUACAGUUUAUGCUUAAGAAUGCACCGUACUCCGGUAUCUGAUUACGUGGAACGAUCCCUGGUCCGAAUGAAUGAGGACCAGGAGCAGCGCUUGGACGCCACCAUAACUCCUGAGGACAUUGACGAAUACGUCAGGGAGGAGUUGAAGAAUUCAGAAUCCACGGAUUCAACAAUAGAUAACAAACCCCGGAAGGUGCGUAUCACAGCUCAGGAGUGGCGCAAGCUCAAUAAACUGCAAACUGGAUUCAAUGCUGAGGAAUUGAAGGAGUACUUGCGUGAGAUAAAGGCAUUUCAACCUGUUCACGGCGUCCGUUUACCAAUUCUCUAGUGGUGAAUAUUCCAGCUGCUAUUGGAAAACCUCGUUAAUGUUGUGCGUAACAUGUGUAGUAUUCUUUCAAGUUGCUUUUGGUUUCUGUACAUAUACACAU